UUCGUGACUGACCGACUUGACCAUCGAGUGCGAAAAGUCUCGAAAAGCAACAACUUUGUGUCUUAUUUCGCGGGAUCUGGAAUUCAAGGUUUCCGAGACGGGGCGGCUGGUGACGCUAGAUUCUCGGAGCCUUUGGGGAUUAUUCAUUUCAGAAACAAACUUUACGUGGCAGAUUCGAACAACCAUGCAAUCAGAAGCAUUGAUCCCAUCUCAGGGGAAGUUGCUACUGUUGCUGGAAAUCAACAAAGAGGGAACUUGGAUGGAGCGGCUUCUCAAAGUCAGUUAGACACCCCCACGUCACUACUGAAUCGCCCGGAAGGAGUUGUCUUCGACUCGCACGGGCACUUGUACGUGGCUGACACGGGCAACCACGUCAUCAAGAUGCUGGAUUUCUCUUCUGGGAAAGUCUUGCGGACCAUCGGGACUGAGGUUUCCAGCACGAGCAACAGAGGGAGUCGCUUCGGCGUCUUCAACGGCCCGUCAGGCCUCUCGUUGCGGGGAGACGGCGGACUGUACGGGAACAUCUUCAUCGCCGACAGGGGCUCGCACUGCAUCUACAUGCUCGAGGCGAAGAGCUCGAAGCUGCUUCUCAUCGCCGGCAACGGACAUGCAGGACGUCGCGACGGGGAGAGGGCGCAGUUCUACCAGCCUUACGAUCUUGCUCUCUCUGCAGAAGGGAAAGUGCUGGCGGUG
Molecule: messenger RNA, 693 nt
Organism: Guillardia theta CCMP2712
Lineage: Eukaryota; Cryptophyceae; Pyrenomonadales; Geminigeraceae
Exons: 3
Molecular function (GO): protein binding
Source: RefSeq, a predicted model, not a curated record